AUACAAUAUAAAUAAAGAUUGUUCCCUCAGUUAAACCAAUACAAACCUUAAUAUUGUUCAUAUAAUGUAUCUGGUUUAAGUUGAAGGUAUUUNAUCGACACAACUCAAGAGAAUGUUUAAGUUUAACAAAAACGAGGAGCUUUAUGAUGUCAUAGAUAAACAAAAGGAUCAGAUAAGUCGUUAUGAAGGCAGGUUGCGAGAUCUCGUCCAUGCAUACAAAAGUUUGCAAAAAGAGAAAGAAGCGUUAGAGGAAAGCAUGAAGGCGCUUACAACUCCAUCUAGUGGUGGGGGGAAGAAACCAAGCACACUUGACGAGAACACAGAAGCCCUGAAUGAAGAUGAAUCCACGGAACCCGACAUUCAACACCUACAAUCCCAACUCCACACCCUAACAACAUCCCUGUCAACCAUGUCCGAUGAAAAAAAGAAGUUGGUUCUUGUUUACCAGGCAGAGAAAAAGCAAUUCAAGCAUGAGCACGAGGUUGAAGUAACAAAGCUUGAGGAAGAAACCCAAGUUUUGUUGGAGAAGAAUAAAUUAUUGGGAGAGGAAUUAACUAGGGUGAAAGAAAAAUUACGAAACCAACAAUCGGAUCACGAACAAGAACAAUCAACCCACUCGAUUAUUUUGAGGGAAAUCCAGAAAAUGUUAAACGAUGAACGGACCAAAAAUGAGUCGCUCGAGUUAGCUAUGCGAGACCUUAACACAGCAACGAGGGUUGCAGAGAUCGAAGUCCAACAACACGAGGAUUAUAAACGGCGGGUUCGUCAACUUGAAGAUGAGUUAAGUGAAGUUCGUGCGAGGUUAGAGGUCGCUGAGCAUGAAGCGAACACACCGUCUCCAAUAUUGAUGCAACUGCAGUCAGAGAUGAGUAGAAUGACUAUGCUAAUGGAUAAAGAUAAAGAGAUUAAACAACUUAAAGUUUACACAUCAACUUAUCAUAGCGAAUACCAGAAUGUUGAACGAACAGCAUCAAGGGAUUAUGACAUCACAGAUGAUUCUGUUGCCGAGAUUUUAACAAAGGGGGGUAAGGAUACAAACCUCAUGCAUUAUGUUGAACAACUCGCAAGGAAAGAUGUCACGAUUAAUAAUGUGAGAAGGAAAAAGAAAGAACUCGAGCUCCAAGUUAGACAACUACAAGAUGCUGGUAUAAUGAGGGACGAAGCGAACGCGCAACAAGUCGCCGAGUUGAAAGGAAAAAUCGAACAAAUUAAACGGGGAAUAUCACGUGAAAAUGCAAACAAUGAAUAUGUGAAGAACGUGUUGUGUCAAUACCUAACUACUGUUGAUGGGAACGCAAAGCAAAAGAUGUUGGUUGCGAUCGCUACAAUAUUGCAGUUUAGUCCUGAUGAGAUGAAGAGAGUUGGGAUAAGGACUAAAUAGUUUUGGUGUUUAUUAUAAUAUUUGUGCCAUGUUUAUAUUUAGUGCAAUAAAAGUGGUGGAAUAAUACAAGUGAUCAUAUCGUUGUA
Molecule: messenger RNA, 1467 nt
Organism: Ciona intestinalis (vase tunicate)
Lineage: Eukaryota; Metazoa; Chordata; Ascidiacea; Phlebobranchia; Cionidae
Source: RefSeq, a predicted model, not a curated record